This is a messenger RNA of Trichoderma citrinoviride, 774 nucleotides long. RefSeq names its product 14-3-3 protein. Gene Ontology annotation, cellular component: cytoplasm. NCBI's taxonomy places the organism in Eukaryota, Fungi, Ascomycota, Sordariomycetes, Hypocreales, Hypocreaceae. Gene Ontology annotation, biological process: signal transduction. The transcript is spliced from 5 exons. The record is from RefSeq and is a predicted model, not a curated record. The annotation marks the transcript as partial.
AUGGGUCACGAAGAUGCUGUUUACCUGGCCAAGCUCGCCGAGCAGGCCGAGCGAUAUGAGGAGAUGGUUGAGAACAUGAAGAUUGUCGCCUCCGAGGACCGCGACCUGACCGUCGAGGAGCGCAACCUCCUCUCCGUCGCCUACAAGAACGUCAUUGGCGCCCGCCGUGCCUCUUGGAGAAUAGUCACCUCUAUCGAGCAGAAGGAGGAGUCUAAGGGCAACUCUUCUCAGGUCGCCCUUAUCAAGGAGUACCGCCAGAAGAUCGAGGCCGAGCUCGCCAAGAUCUGCGACGACAUCCUCGAGGUCCUCGACCAGCACCUGAUCCCCUCUGCCAAGUCCGGCGAGUCCAAGGUCUUCUACCACAAGAUGAAGGGUGACUACCACCGUUACCUUGCCGAGUUCGCCAUUGGCGACCGCCGCAAGGACUCUGCCGACAAGUCCCUCGAGGCCUACAAGGCGGCCACCGAGGUUGCCCAGACCGAGCUGCCUCCCACCCACCCCAUCCGCCUGGGUCUUGCGCUCAACUUCUCCGUCUUCUACUACGAGAUCCUCAACGCCCCCGACCAGGCUUGCCACCUUGCCAAGCAGGCCUUUGACGAUGCCAUUGCCGAGCUCGACACUCUCAGCGAGGAGAGCUACAAGGACUCCACCCUCAUCAUGCAGCUCCUCCGUGACAACCUUACCCUCUGGACCUCUUCUGAGGCUGAGACCUCUGCCGGCCAAGCCGAGGCCCCCCCUAAGGAGGACACCCCUGCCGAGGCCGCUGCUCCCGCC